GUUGACACACACAUGUGCCGUGGUGGAAGGGUGCGUGAUUUGUUGUUGCGGAAAGUGGGCUACAUUUUUGUUCUCCAGGACUCUGAUUUUUAGUGAAGUUUGGCAUUUUAUGGAACAAAGCUACGGAAAUGCCUAAAGCAAAGAAGUCAAAAGGUGGUGGUGGUGGUGGAGGAGCUGGAGAAAUGAUCGGACUGGCUGAACAAAUGCUGCAAUCAGAUAUGGUUCGACCGCAAGGCCGAGUAAAGAACAAGGAUCAGGUAAAGAUUAAAGAGAACGACGACGAGUACGUUGACGAACGUUUGUCGCGGAAAAUCCUGGAACAAGCACGCAUUCAGCAGGAGGAACUUCAAACCGAAUUUGGAUUGACACCCGAGAAGAAGAAGCCAUCCACAGUUUUGGGCCCUAGCACCCAGGAUGGAGACUCGGAUGAAGAAUGGCCAGCUCUUGGAGCUGCAGGAGCCGGUGAGGACGAGAUGGCAGGCGAUGGUGUGGUGGAGGUGGACCCAGAGGAUGAAAAAGCCAUUCAGAUGUUCAUGAGCAAAAAUCCCCCUGUCAGACGGACACUAGCUGACAUCAUCAUGGAGAAGAUCACAGAGAAACAGACAGAGGUGGGAACAGUGAUGUCAGAGUUGUCAGGACGACCCAUGCCACAGCUUGACCCAAGAGUGAUUGAGGUUUACAGAGGUGUAAAUAAGGUUUUAUGCAAGUACCGCAGUGGGAAGCUUCCCAAAGCUUUCAAGAUCAUCCCAGCACUAGCCAACUGGGAACAAAUUCUCUACCUGACAGAACCGGAGUCUUGGACUGCUGCUGCAAUGUAUCAGGCCACCAGGAUAUUUUCCUCUAAUCUGAAAGAACGAAUGGCCCAGCGCUUUUACAACUUGGUGCUAUUGCCUCGAGUACGAGAUGACAUUGCUGAAUAUAAACGACUAAACUUCCACCUCUACAGUGCCCUCAAGAAGGCCCUCUUUAAACCUGGAGCAUGGUUUAAAGGUAUAUUGAUCCCAUUGUGUGAAUCUGGAACCUGCACUUUGAGAGAGGCCAUCAUCAUUGGCAGUAUCGUCACCAAAUGUUCCAUCCCAGUCUUGUACACCAGUGCUGCCAUGCUAAAGCUGGCUGAGAUGGAAUACAAUGGCGCCAACAGCAUCUUCCUGCGCCUGAUGCUGGAUAAGAAGUACGCACUGCCCUUCCGUGUUCUGGACGCCCUGGUGGCCCACUUCCUCUCAUUCCGCAAUGACAAGAGGGAACUUCCUGUAUUGUGGCAUCAGAGCUUGCUCACGCUCGCUCAGCGCUACAAGGCUGACCUGGCCUCCGAGCAGAAGGCAGCACUGCUGGAGCUGCUGAAAGUGAAGACACACCCGCAGAUAACACCUGAGAUCCGGCGAGAGCUCCAAAACUCUGAGUCACGUGACCAAGAGACUGCCAUGCCUGUCAUGGCCAUGGACUGAACAUGUUUGUUCUUGUGUUUUUCUUUCAUCAACCUCUUCCUGUAAUUGAGUUCAACAGUCUGCUUGACUGCAAGUUGGAGAAAUGUGUUGGAGAAUAUGAGUUAUUGUGCAUGGAUAUGUAUGAUUAUACAUUAUCAUAUGCAGGGAGGAACUUCACACUCGCCACUGGUCAAUAUGAAUAGGGUUUGCAUUUUUAAGUGCCUUUCAUUGAGGUCAAAAGAGGACAAUAUGUAGUCAUAUCAGUCAGUUGAAGACCAGUUGCCGUCUGUGUGAAACUGCUUCUGCCUUCUGCCCUGUUACCAAUAAUAGAGUGAAGAAUAAAUGACAACAUGACCCUUUACUCAA
This is a messenger RNA of Alosa alosa (allis shad), 1790 nucleotides long. It is a transcript of the gene bysl, whose product is annotated as bystin-like. Lineage: Eukaryota; Metazoa; Chordata; Actinopteri; Clupeiformes; Clupeidae. Gene Ontology annotation, biological process: rRNA processing. The record is from RefSeq and is a predicted model, not a curated record. The transcript has 7 exons. Gene Ontology annotation, molecular function: snoRNA binding. Bases 129 to 1445 code for a protein of 438 amino acids. Gene Ontology annotation, cellular component: cytoplasm; preribosome, small subunit precursor; nucleolus.